Acanthamoeba castellanii str. Neff is the source of this 849-nucleotide messenger RNA. Its product is annotated as TPR repeat-containing protein. Gene Ontology annotation, cellular component: cytoplasm; kinesin complex; membrane-bounded organelle. The annotation marks the transcript as partial. Gene Ontology annotation, molecular function: kinesin binding. NCBI's taxonomy places the organism in Eukaryota, Discosea, Longamoebia, Acanthamoebidae. The transcript is spliced from 6 exons. Gene Ontology annotation, biological process: microtubule-based movement. The record is from RefSeq and is a predicted model, not a curated record.
AUGGGUCGCUUCAAGGAGGCCGAGGACUAUCUCCUUCGCGCCAUCUCAAUGAGGGAGACCCUGUGCGGGCCAAACCACCCCGAUGUGGCGAUGUCGCUGGCCAAUCUUGGUGGCCUGUACAUGGAUCAGUCGCGCUACGACGAAGCCCACCCGCACUACGCCCGCACCCUCAACAUCUACGAGAGCGUCUACGGCCCGGUCCAUCCGUCCGUUGCUCAGACCUUCAACUCGAUGGCGGGCUUGGCGCAGGAGGCCGGCAAAUAUGAGGAGGCGGAGGCCCUGUACACCAAGACCCUGGCCAUCCGCGAGCGUCUGCUGGGCGACUCGCACCCGGAGCUUGCCCUCACCCUCAACGAUUUCGCCGUGUUGUACGCGAGGCAGGACAAGUACGACAUGGCCGAACCGCUCUACCAGCGCGCGUUGAGCAUCCGCGAGCGGGUCAUCGGCGUGCACCACCCGGAUUACGCCCAGUCCCUCAACAACAUUGGCUCCCUGUACCAGGACAUGGGCCAGUACACCCGCGCGCUGCCGCUCUUCGAGCAGGCCCUCAAGAUCUGCGAGGCCGCCUUUGGACCUCGCCACAUGGACGUUGCCAGCUCGUUGACGAACAUCGCGGGCUGCUACCAGUUCCUCCGUCGGUACGACGAAGCGAUCCCGCUCUACCGCCGAGCGCUGGAGAUCUACGAGGACCUGCUGGGGCCGAUCCACGCCGACGUGGCGGUGACUACCAACGAUUUGGCCGUCCUCUACUUCACCACGGGCAACACCGACCAGGCCGAGAAGCUCUACAAGAAGGCCCUCCACGUCUACGAGAAGAUCUUCGGCCCUCACCACCCGGACGUCGGCCAG